This is a messenger RNA of Rosa chinensis, 4745 nucleotides long. RefSeq lists its product as uncharacterized. Gene Ontology annotation, molecular function: ADP binding. Bases 571 to 4482 code for a protein of 1303 amino acids. The record is from RefSeq and is a predicted model, not a curated record. Lineage: Eukaryota; Viridiplantae; Streptophyta; Magnoliopsida; Rosales; Rosaceae. The transcript is spliced from 3 exons.
ACACUCCUUUUUCGCGCUACUGUCUCUUUGACUCGACUUGAGAGAAAAAUAAGCGGGGUGCUGGGUCUAAUUUUCUUCGGAGGAUCUUGAUAUGGAUUUGUUUCUCCAUGUGGUCUAAAACAGAGGUACGCUUUGCAGUUCCAAUUCUAAUUCCAUUGAUCGAUCUCACUUUCGUUUCGUUCCUUUCUUUCUUUCAUUCCCUGCUUAAUUACCAUAUAUUGGUAUCUAGUAUUGCUUCCAUUGAUUUUGUAUUCUGUUGUGCCGAAAAUGGAAAAAGGAAACAGAUUUUGCUGUUUGAGUUCUUGAUCUGCCUUCUCUGUGUUAGGCCUUCAUCGGUUGCAUCUGUGAAUCUGUAUUCAUUCCCCACAUAAAACCAAAAAAAAAAAAGCCUAAUUGAUUGCUUUCUUUAGUUCCUUUCCUUUCUUCUUUAUACUUCUGUCUUUGGAACUCCUUGUCAAUUUGUUCUGUUCAUCCAGUGAAGAGAGAGAGAGAAACUCGUCGUUCCUUUCUUUUGUUUAAUCAUCUUUGAAUUGUUUUGUUAUUCCAUUCCUGCAAAAAAGAAAGAAAAAAAUGGAUAUUAUUCUAGCAUUUGCUACACCAUUGACAGAAUGGACAGUGAAACCUAUUGGGAGACAGUUGAGUUAUGUGUUUAACUACAAGAGCAACAUUGAGGAUCUCACCAGACAGGUUCGGGAAUUGCGUCUUAAAAGAGAUGGAGUGGACCUAGAGGUGAAACCUGCGAGAGAAGCUUUAAAGACUAUUGAUCCUGGAGUUGAUGGCUGGCUCGGUGAUGUAGACAAGAUCAUAAAAGAAAAGGAGACAAGUUUCAGUGAAGAAACUGUAGCAGCAAAGGUAGCUUGCUGUAAUGGGUGGCUUCCAAAUUUGAAGAGCCGUUAUUCUUUGGGAAGGAAAGCUAAGAAGAUGACUCAAAAGGCGGAUAAACUCCUUGCUACUGAACCCAAGACUAUAGCGCACCCUGCUUCCCACCCAGAGGUGGAAUUCCGACCCACAGUGGACUUCCAUGAAGGUGGCAGCUCCUCAGGAACAUCAACCCAAGAACAGCCACCUACAUCUGAAGGAAAAAAUAUUAAUUUUGAUUCAAGGAGAUCAACCAUUAGAGAUGUGAUGGAAGUUCUCAAGGGAAAUCAAAUCAAUCCAAUUAUCAUAUGCGGCAUGGGCGGCAUCGGGAAGACAACAUUGAUGGGCCAAAUUUUUGAGAAAGCAAAGGAAGAGUGUAUGUUCGAUGAGUAUACCAAGGCAACCAUUAAGGAAUCUCUUGACAAAGCUCCUGGCAUGAUUCAAAUUCAAGAUGAACUUGCAGAAUAUCUAGGUUUGAUACUUGAAGUGAAAGAGAGAGCUCCAAGAGCAAGUAUGCUACGUCAAAGAUUAUCUCAAGGCAGCAAGAAGAUCCUUGUAAUGUUAGACAACGUUUCGACAACAACCCAAGACUUUUUGUGGAACAUAGGGAUUCCUCCUAGUUGUAAACUUUUGGUGACAUCAAGACAACAAGAUCUAUUCAAGGACAUGGAUACAAGAAUGAAUUUCCCCAUUCAUGGUUUGCCGGAGACUGAUGCCUGGAGUCUGUUUAAGAAGACAGCAGGAAGUACCAUUGAAUCUGAUCUAGAGUUGCAAGUUGUAGCAAAAAAGGUUUUGAAGGAAUGUGCUGGUUUGCCUAUUGCAAUUUCGACUGUUGGAACGGCACUAAAAGGUGAAAGCAUUGCAAUUUGGAAGAAUGCACUAAGGGAACUAGAAAAGGCUAGCCCUGAAAACGUUCCAGGAGUGAUCGAACAUGUGUAUAGUAAAAUAAAGUUCAGCUAUGAAUGUUUAAGAAACGAGCAAGCCAAAUCAUGUUUUUUGUUGUGUUGCAUAUUUGAAGAAAGUGUUGAUAUAUGGAUUGAAGAUUUGGUUACAUAUGGGCUUGGGCUUGGGCUCUUUAAAGGCAUUGAUUCAAUAGUUGAAGGAAGAAAUUGUGUGGAAACAUUGGUUCAGACACUCAAAAGUCGCUUUUUAUUGUUAGACAGUGAUAAUGAGCUAGAAUGUGUGAGAAUGCAUGAUGUGGUGCAUGAUGUUGCCGUACAUAUAGCCUCUGAAGAGUUUGUAGAAAAGAAAAAAGAUGCGGUUGAAAAAAGAAUUGUGGUGAGAGAUAAAGCAGAAACUGUGAAGUUGAUUGAUUGGCCUAAGAAUGUUGAGGAACCUACUUAUUGCAGUUCACUGAGUAUUAGUGGGCUUUGUCAGCUUUUACUGUUGAGACAUGAAAGUACAAGAGAAUGCAAACCGCCACCCACAAUUUUCAAUAAAAUGGAAGAUCUCAAGGUUCUAGUAUUUAUGAGGACGUUGCCUCCAUUCUCACCACAAGCAUCACUUGCAGUUUUGAAAGACCUUCAAACACUGCGUCUAGAGAGUCACAAUCUGCCAGAUGAUGUAUCUGUCAUUGGGGAGCUAAGGAAACUUAUGAUACUCAGUUUGCGUGAAACCAACGUCAAGCAAUUGCCUGAUACAUUUAAGAAUUUGUCUAAUCUAAGAUUGCUUGAUUUGUUCAGAUGUAAGGAGCUUGAAAUAAUCUCACCAGGGGUCAUAUCAAGUUUAUGCCUACUUGAAGAGUUGUACAUGUGGUCUAGCUUCGAGGAUUGGGUGGUUGAGAAACUAGCCUCAACUGAAACAGCUAAUUGGAUCUCUCAAUUGGAGGCUCAGGAUAGGGCUGCAUCCAAAGAAGUGGAACAUUGGGAAAUGACAAUGGACACAUGGAAGAGAUUCAACAAAUUGGCGGUUGAGCAACCAGCAAACUUAGGAAAGCAAUUUAGAGAAGAGGUUCAAGGUCUCCUUAGAGUAAACGAUGAGCAAACAAGGUGGGCCAACUCCAUGGACUGGAAAACUGGUAUACUUGCGGAGCUACUUUCCUUGUCCCAUUUGUCUACUUUAGAAGUUUUUCUACCACCGGUUAAUGAAAUAGUAACCAGCAAUUUGUUUAACAAGCUGGAAAGAUUUAAGAUCUCUAUAGGAUGGAAGCACCCUAUGUAUGAUUGGGAAUUAAAGCAUGCUGACAACUACUUGGGAGUUCACGAUCUUGAUGCAAGCGCUGCUGUGGGUAGUGGAAUCACUUUGUUGCUAAAGAAAACCAGCAUUCUUGAGUUUAGAAUGAAGAAUUUGACCAAACCUCAAGCUCUGAAUGUCUUAGAUACAGAUCAGUACCAUUUCGCAAAGAUGAAGUCCCUUACACUCAAGGAGUGUGAUGCUGUGGAGUAUCUGAUUGACAGGACACUUUCGAAACAUAAUACUCCACAUAGCAGCAACGGCCUCUUUCCAGUGUUGAAUUCACUGGUGAUCAGUGGUGCAAGUAGGCUGAAAAUGAUUUUUAAUGGUGAGCUGCCGACGGGGUCUCUCAAGGAACUAAAACAUUUGGAAUUAAAUUGUCUACCUGCAUUGACAUAUAUUUGGAAGACCAAGAGUCAAUCUGAAUUGGGUCUCUGGAGAAACAUUCUAGGACCUGUUCAAGUGCUGAGAAUACAAUAUUGCUCCUCCUUGGAAAAGAUUUUUGCCUAUGAAGAUGAUGAGGAAGUGCUCAACUUCCAAAGUCUGACAGAGUUGACUCUGUCAGAUCUACCAAGCUUCACUGGGAUAAGCAAAAAUAUCUCCAAGGGGUCGAAAAGGCUACCAGAAGACAUCAGCCCGGAACUAUCUGACGUUAUCAUACAACCUCUGUUCGACACCAAGGUUCAUUUCCCAGCCUUGACAAAACUAUACAUUAAAUCCAUGAACCUAACAGAGAUAUGGAACAGCCAACUUUCUGCAGAAUCCUUCUGUGAACUACGGGUGAGCGAAUGUCAACUAAAAUCUCUAUGGGUGAGCGAAUGUCACAAACUGUUGCGUUUGGUACCAGCAUAUAUGCAAAAUAGAUUGCAGAAAUUGGAAUACAUAUGGGCAUGGCACUGUUCUUCACUAGAAGAGAUUUUUGAAUUUAGAAGAUUGACCGUCGAUGAUGCAGGAGAUGCUGCUGCUUUAACAAUUUCUGAGUCAGGGAGUCAAGGGACGCAAAUGAACAAGAUGUUGUCUUUCAAACAAUCUGGUCAAGCCUUUCAGAAUCUUAGACAGAUAUCAAUUUUGUUUUGUGAAAGUUUGAGAACUCUGCUCUCUCCCUCAAUUGCCAGAGGUCUCGUGAAGCUUCAAAUGCUAAUGAUACGUAACUGCAAGAAGAUUGAAGAAGUAGUUGCAACAGCAGCAGAGGGUGAAGAAACAAAUGAUGACACCUUGUUCCCUCAGCUAUGUACUUUGACACUUGACGAUCUACCAAAUCUCAGAAGCUUUUCGCAAGGUAAAGAUAAUUUCAAAUGGCCACUAGUGAAAAACAUAAAAAUCCUCAAGUGCUACAGUAUGAACAAGUUUUGUUUUGGAUCCCUAAGCACACCAAAGGAAGUGAACAUAGAUGUCAAAGGUGCCGGUGAGAGUGUUUUGCAGGAGCUCAAGAACAGUAGAAACAGAAUCUGAUCGAUCAAAUUGGAUAUAAAUUGCAUAGCUGUUCAUGGGGGAGUCAGUAAAUCCAGGAGUUGCAUGCCGGUGCGUACAGAUUGAGAUGUUAUUUAUGUCUGCAAAGUUGCCUGCUCGAACGGAGAAUUCAGGCUGAGGUCAGAAGCAGUGGCGACGAAACUGCAUUACAAUUUAUUUUGUGGAUUGAGAGCUUCUUGUAAUUUGAGAUAUUUUGUUGGGAGUUUGGGUGAGAGUAGAGUACUAGUCAUCCGAUGUACAAAAAA